UAUGGCAAAUGUCGAUGAUUUUCUAAGUUUCCUCCUGUUUGCAAGUGGAAUUGGUUGGCUUUGUGCUGGAUUCUACAUUGCUAAGCCUAAUCUCCACGGCAUCAAAUUCAAGGAGCGUACAUGCAACAUAACCUCUGUGGAAACAAUUUCCUUGUGGAAUGACCUACCAACUUGUUCAUGUGGUAAAGGCUGUUCUGAAGAGUAUCCUUGUUUGACUCUCAGGGGUUAUUACUGGAGCAAUGACACUUCAACUAACUCAUCUGUACCAGUAGCAGGCACUUUUCAUAGCGACUUCACAGCACUGACAAAAAAGUGCCUCUAUAUUCCAGACUGUAAGAAGACGUUCACCGAAAACGAUCGUGAAGUUUACAACUAUUUCACAGAACAUGUUUCUCCCAUAACAGGUGAUUCGCGCUACCCCUCUUCGCGCUACCCUAACUCUUGGUAUCAUCAACUCAACUCUACAUUCUACAACUACACUAAUAACAUUAGUUUCCCCUGUUGGGGCUAUGAAGACACAAUGUACUUCGACCAUGAGUACUCUAUCAUACUGGUUUACAUAUCCUUAAUAAUACCUGGGGUAGUCUUCCUAUUCACUUUAUUAUGUUCAUUUAUUUGUGGAUCAGACGAUCAAAAGAACUUUGUGGGAGGAUUGUUGAUGUUGCCUAUCCUCUUAACAGUCGGAAUUGUAGCGUGUCUUUGGGAAAUAAUUUCAGAAUGCUUACCCCGUGGAUGUACUGAUGUGGUGGACAGCUGUGGUAGUUGUCUGAAAUCUGCCCUGACCUGCCAAUGUUUAAAACCAAAAAGUGGAAAUGACAACGAUAAUGACAUUGAGAUGACUGAUGAUGAAAGAUCUUCAAGAAGAGGUAGCGUGGUCUCGUCAGGCACUGUAGUCCUCUCUGAAGGAUAUCUUAGCACUAGUCCUUACAACUCAACUAGGAGAUCAUCUCUUCAAUUUACAGCACCGUCAUCUCAACCUUCAGGAAGAGUCACCUUUGAUGUUCCAGAAUCUGGACCGAGCUAUGAUGUGGGAGGUUCGGAUAACCUACCCCCUCCACCCAGCUACGAUGAUGCAGUUGGAUCCGCCGCUCCUAUCGAUUCUGCUCCUUCCUAUGACGAAGUCGUUAACAGAUCCUUCAAAUAACACUCACAAAAUUUGAGAGACAUAAAUAGGAUAUCAUUAUCAUACGAGUAACCCUUAUACAUUAUGGGAGAUUAAAAUCUUCGAAUAAUCUCUUUUAUUCGAUAACAAAAAAUAUAGCUAGGACUUAAUAUUGUACUUUUAUCAUUAUUUUAAGAUCAAGUUUUUGCAGUUUUUGUAGUUAUGUUGUAUUCGGAUGAGUUUAAAUCACUUAAAUGUAUAUUAUUGUUAUGUUCAUUUUGAUCUGUGAAUACUAUUACAGAAGUAGAUCAAACUUUUAGAUUCUUUUAUUGUGUUUACAUCAGUAGUUUUUGUAUAUUUCUAGUUUAUGUUUCAUUAGUUGAGAAAUUAAAUCGUAUUUUUUGUAACAAUAAUCUAUUGUAUUCGAGCUUUUCAUCCAGAAGUGAAACAAAUUCUUCAUAUAUUAUGGAGCCAGGUUGUAGACUGGCUACACCUGGUUAAAAUAUUAUAAUCAACAAAAUAUAAUAUGUAAUAUUAUGACAAUACCAAAAGUUCUUUUUAAUUAAUACAGUUUCUACUACAGUAUCUACUAUCUAAUUCUAAGUUUAAUUUUCGCAAACUUAAUUUUAAGUUUAGCUGGUAGUUUUAUUGCAAAUGGGAUUUGUGAUAUCGAUAUUACAGUGUAUUUAAAUACAUAUAAUUCAUUCGAUAAUGUUGAUCUAUUUUGAGUUGUGAAUGUCAAAAAUCUGAGUUAUUUAACAAUUAGUGGAAAUUCUAACAUGAAAUUCUAGUCGAUUAGAUCGAUGUUUUUUAUCUGCGGUCGGGUGAUCAUG
Bolinopsis microptera is the source of this 1935-nucleotide messenger RNA. RefSeq lists its product as uncharacterized. Lineage: Eukaryota; Metazoa; Ctenophora; Tentaculata; Lobata; Bolinopsidae. The coding region runs from base 2 to 1144 and encodes 380 amino acids. The record is from RefSeq and is a predicted model, not a curated record. Gene Ontology annotation, cellular component: membrane; voltage-gated potassium channel complex. Gene Ontology annotation, biological process: detection of calcium ion; potassium ion transport. The transcript has 8 exons. Gene Ontology annotation, molecular function: potassium channel regulator activity; calcium-activated potassium channel activity.